CAGAGGUUCCGACCAAGCAUUCGCCUCUUGGUAGUUGUGUACUCUUUGCAUAUGUAAACAAAUUAAAUUUUGUAGCGAAGAUUCAUCUGUCAUCCAUUUUCAUUUAUUUACAAGCGUUGUUAUUGUUAUUUUGGUAUUAAAAAAAGCACAUGUUCUUCAAGUACUUGAAGUGUAUACAAUCAUGAAAUCGGAGGCGAAUAUAGAAAAGCAACAGAAAUAUGCAAAAUAUUUUGCCCUUAAGGCAACUCAAAUUAUUGUGCAAUCGCGGCUUGGCAUAAAACAUAAUAAAGAAUCAAGACCAGAUGUGACUGGUACUUUUUGGUUUUACUUGAAUAUCGAAGACUCAUCAGAAGUUUUGUUAGAGACAAAACGAGUUUUAAAUGGCGAGAAAUUUUCACAUUUUCGUAUGUGUGUAGAGAUUUCAUUGAAAACGACUGAAGGCGAUCAAAUGGUUCUAGAGGCAUGGUGUCUUAGUUUAUCACCUGAAAAUACUGAAGCUGUUCCUUCGAAUAUAGUAUAUAACCGAAUGGGAACUUUAUUGAAAUCUUUGCUGUCAGUAACAAGAGUUGUUCCAGCUUAUAAACUUUCUCGAAUGCAGGGUCCCGAUUCGUAUGUUAUGUGUUAUAGAAUAUAUAUGGGACAACCACAAGAACAAUGUCUAGGUGAGGAUUACAAACGUAUACGCAUAGGUCAAAUUACUUCUGAUGUUGGAACAUUUCAUCUAUCGGUCUCCUACCGAACUAAGCUGACCUUUUCCCCAACACAUACUGAAAGAAAUAUAAAUAAUCAACCUAAAACCAAUUUAGAAAAUCAAGGUGGAAAAGAAGAUGAUUGUCACAAAGUCGAUCUUGAGAAACCAAUGAUGCCAGGAGCAUUUGUCAACCCAUCACAGGUAAAGACUUUGGAAGAUUCUGUCCACUUGCUUGUACCCCUCAUUCCUCUCGGGGGACUUUCUGUAGAAAAAAGUGAUGAAAAGUCUGACAGUGCAGAAAUUGAAAAACAAGAACUAGACGAAAAUGAAAAUUGCGAAGAAUCUAAACCGGAUUUGCUAAAAAUGGAGUCCUCUACUGAAUCAAACGAUGACUACAUUAUGGUGCCACUGUAUUGCCCGUUUGCCAGUUCCAAGGAUUCGGUAGAAUUAGCAGAUUUCAUUCAACAAUGGAAAACUGCUCCCUCGCUGGAGGAUUUUGGUGACCUCCCUCCCCCCGAUGAAUCAGAGGUUGCGAAACAAUUGGAGACAUUCGAGUCUGAUUUGACCAAAUUCGACAAAUGUUUUGAGAAGUUAUAUAAAUCGUCAGACGACGAAGACUGAAAUUAGUUUUUCCAUACAUAUUAAUGUUGUAUGUAAAUAUAAAAUGUUUAAUAAAUAUAAAAUGCUUUUAGAAAAA
Molecule: messenger RNA, 1388 nt
Organism: Leptinotarsa decemlineata (Colorado potato beetle)
Lineage: Eukaryota; Metazoa; Arthropoda; Insecta; Coleoptera; Chrysomelidae
Gene: Atg13
Product: Autophagy-related 13
Biological process (GO): protein localization to phagophore assembly site; piecemeal microautophagy of the nucleus; autophagosome assembly
Cellular component (GO): phagophore assembly site; cytosol; Atg1/ULK1 kinase complex
Source: RefSeq, a predicted model, not a curated record